This is a messenger RNA of Suillus clintonianus, 2976 nucleotides long. RefSeq lists its product as uncharacterized. The transcript has 10 exons. The record is from RefSeq and is a predicted model, not a curated record. Bases 1 to 2874 code for a protein of 957 amino acids. Lineage: Eukaryota; Fungi; Basidiomycota; Agaricomycetes; Boletales; Suillaceae.
AUGCGCGUCUGGACCUCAGAACGAUCGCAUUACCUAGACGAGUUGAUUCGAUUAGAAGGGCGCGGGAAGGCUGAUCAUUCAUGCCAUGCUUGUGGGGACUUGGACACAUCAUAUCGUUGUGAGGAUUGUUUUUCAGUUGAUUUAUUUUGCCGCCUGUGCAUGAUCAAAUUCCACCAGAAUGUACCGCUUCAUCGAGUCAAGCAAUGGCAGGACAGAUAUUUUCACGCUACAACUUUAAAACACCUUGGCCUGCGCAUCCAAUUAGGAGAUCACACUGGCCAGUCCUGCCGCAAUCCCAAACCCGCACAAGAGGACAAUUUUGUUGUAAUCGAUGUCCAUGGAAUACACGAGGUCGUGCUCGACUUCUGUAGCUGUGCGAAUGCACCAUCCCACUACAGACAACUUUUGUGUGGCCGCUUCUUUCCAUCAACUUCAACAGAUCCGAGGACUGCAGCAACAUUUGCAGUUCUCGAACAUUUCCACCUCCUUUCGUUCGAGUCUAAAGUGUCGGCUUACGAGUUUUAUCAUUGCCUUGCACGUCGAAGCGACAACACAGGCAUUAAGCCUAUCAAGGACCGCUACUCUGUCUUUUUAAGGAUCAUGAGACAGUGGCGGAAUCUCACAUCGUUGAAACGAUCAGGUCGCGGUCACAACCCUGCGGGAGUUGAUGCAACGCAACAAGGACAACUCGCAGUCCUGUGCCCUGCCUGUCCGCAGCUCGGAAAAAAUGUCCCUGAGGACUUAGCACAUGUCAGCUCAAAUGAACGAUGGCUUUACUCGCUAUUCUUGGCCAUUGACGCCAAUUUUCGCCUUAAGCGUCAUCUCGUGUCAAACGAUAUCAAGGGCCCUGGGCUCAGUCCCGGAUGGGGGUAUUUUGUGGAAGAAGGACAGUACAAGACAUACCUUCGCAAUCAUGCAGAUGUCAGGCAAGAGAGCAUGUGCGUUAGCCACAAUGCCAUCAACAUGGCGGAUACCAAGCUUGCCAAAGGGCUUGCGGCAACCGGCGUAGGCUCAGUUGUUUGUGCGCGGCACGACAUGCGGCUCGCAAGUGGCGUUGGAGAUUUGCAAAGAGGCGAAAAAUAUAUGAAUAUGGAUUACAUUGUAUUCUCCGCCCUGUCUGCUUUUGCGUCCACUCCCAUAGUCAACUUUUCCUAUGAUAUUGCCUGCCAGUGGCACAAAGAGCUCUGGCGGCAUGUCUCGACCCUUCCUUCGCAACUCCAACCCAAUUGCACGCACACGGCCUUCAACUUCUUUGUGCCCAAGUUUCAUAUUGCUGCUCAUAUUGCCGCUUGCCAAACGAAUUUCUCCUUCAACUGGACACCAGGAGUUGGUCGAACAGACGGGGAAGCACCAGAACGUGGAUGGGCCGAUAUAAACCGCGUCGCUGCAAGUACGAAGGAAAUGGGGCCCGGUAGUCGUCGCGAAGUUCUUGACGACCAUUUCGGCGAUUGGAACUGGAAGAAAGUGACUGCAUUUGGUCGUGUCUUACUCCGCAAGAUCAAGGAAGCCGUCAAAGCCAAAACAGAACAUCGCCAUGCCCUUACGGAGUUGGAAGAGUCCAUCAAGCAAUCAGACUUAGGCGUUGCCUCACUCACAAAUUGUACAAACGAAGUAUUAGCAUGGGAGCUAGACCACUCGAAUCCGAAUCCGUUUGAGAGCAGGGUAACAGCCACAACGCAGGCGGCCGUUCGUCUAGAGCUACUAAUGCAAGAUGCGCAAGAUUUAGAGGACAGAUCUUUGGUUUCACUUCAUUCUGAUGUGACGCCGAGCAUUCUCAUCAGCACGGGUCUGGAUAUUGAGCAUACACAACGACGGCUUCGUGCAGAUAACGGGAGCUUAGGUCAACAUGCAACAAAUGAACAACAAACGAAGAUCCUAGCACGCAGCAAUAGUCUCCAACGUCGUAUUGAAGCAUGGACCAAGAUUCAAGUCUUAUACAUGCCAUCUGUCUCUCAACUCCGUGCUACUAAUGCUACCGGCCUCAACCAUACACCCAGUGAUGACGAAGAGAGCGGAUGUCCAAGGUCGAGGCCCAAUUCUGUCAAACCUGAGGACUUUCAGCUGCUAUUUCCUUCCAACAUCUGCAGCUACACACCGUGCGAUCCAAAACUGCUUCACAUAGAAUGGUCAUUGCGUUUUGCGCAGGCAAAUGAUGCUCUGGACGAGUGCCGAUCCCAUAUACGCCUUCGCCAUCAGCUCUUGUGUUUCAAAAGCCAGCACCUACGUGGACAAUGCGCCAAUACUGGGGCGCGGAAGACCGUACAAGCUGUUGAUGACCGGCUAGUCCUCAGCCAUGAUAAAUAUUUGCGUGCGCGUAGCGCAUUGGUCUGCCUGUCGAGGCACGUUGAUCAUGUUGGGUGGGAUCACGGCCUACAACCACUGAAGAAAACGGACCUCAGACCAAUAGGUGAUCUUGGGGGACAGACUCUGGGCACAGCAAUCAUGCCGUGGAUCUGGCUUACUCAUGGGAUCUCUUCGCAUGACAGCGAGGGGCUGCAAGACACACUCCGCGUCGAAUGGUGUAAGGCAAGGGCCCGACAUAACCGGUGGCAAGAAGAAAUACAGCUAUUACUGGUUGAGAUGCAGCGCGUGUUGGCGUUUCUCGCAUGGGAAGCCAGACAGUGGGACGAGCGAGCAACCCUUCGCAUGGUAGAGCGGUCAGAAUAUGCGGAAGGUCUGAUCGCAUAUGCAAACCGCCAGGCUGCUAUCCGUCGCGGCUUGUCUGCAAGCUUUUCGGAAAUGUGGAGGGAUGUGGGAGCCCUAGUAAGUGCGGGUUUGGAUUAUGGCGCAGAAGGCGAGCAGGACGACGGACCUUCUAUUGACAGACAUUCUAUUGAUGAACCCCCACACGAAGAUCUCGAUGGGGUUGAUUAGUAGCUUCUGUACCUUCAUACAUAGUGACGUCUUCAAUGAAUCAACAUUUGGAUCUCAGAUUCUCAGAAAAUGCUCAAGUUGCUCAACUUAGACAUUGGCCGG